AUGACCCCACCGACUAGUUCGUCAGAUGACAAACUCAUUAUUGCUCUGGACUUUGGGACAACAUAUUCUGGCAUAGCAUAUUGCUUCACAAACCAGCGCGAUUGUACCCCUAUUUCAAUCAAGAAUUGGCCAGGGGCGGAGAGUCCUGAUGCACCUAAAAUUCCAACGUUAAUCAAAUAUGACAAGAAGAAUCCAGAUUCGUUCACUUGGGGUGCAGCGCUUAAUAACCAGAGCGACGGUAUAGUCGGAGUUAAACUUCUACUCGAUGCGAAGCAAGAUAUACCUAUCUAUCUUCCCGUGAGAAAUGUGAAGAAAGACAUCAGCGCACUGCCAAAACCGCCUGUUGAAGUCGCUGCCGACUUUAUUGGCGCCAUCUAUGGCCACGCAAUUUCUGAGAUCUCGAAUAAGUUCUCAAAGGACUACGUGGCUCUCUGCCAUAAAGAGUAUGUCCUAUCAGUUCCAGCUGUAUGGUCUGACGCUGCGAAGGAUGCUACACUAAAGGCAGCUGAAAUGGCAGGGUUGAGUCCUGUUCACUUGAUAAAGGAGCCAGAAGCUGCUGCCUUAUGGACUGCCAAGAAGAUGGAUCGUAGAUUGAACAAAAAUGAUUGUUUCGUCGUUUGUGAUGCUGGUGGAGGCACCGUGGAUUUGAUCUCAUAUCAAGUCGAAGCAGCGCUUCCCAGGCUUGAGGUCAAAGAGAUCGUUCCAGGAACGGGUGGCAUGGCCGGGUCCCUGGGGCUAAACAAAUUAUUUUCCAGCGAGGUCGAGAAUUUGGUAGGGGAAGAUCAAUGGCUUCAACUGAAGAAAAGCAGAGCUUUCCAUCUAGCCAGUAAACAGUUUGAUCGGGAGAUCAAAAGGUCUUUUCGAGGGGGGGUUGAAGAAGAGUACUUCGUUAACUUCCCAACCGCUAAAUUGGAAGAUGAUCUGGACUGUGGUCUCGAAGCGAGUACCUGGAGACUGACUGGGUAUGCUAUUCCUGCGUUUCAUUGUCGAUAUUUCAGAAUUAACAAGUUCUCACAUGCUAGAGUCGAGCUCAAGCGAAUCUUUGACCCCCUUAUCAAUGACAUCAUUAGACUUAUCAAUGAUCAGGUCCAAAGGAUACGAUUGAAACGAAUGGAUGAUGGUAUCAAGGGCAUUUUUCUUGUCGGCGGUUUUGGAAGUAAUCAGUACUUGAUAGAAAGGGUGCGAAAAGAUCAACCAAACAUUGACAUUCUGCAGCCACCUGAUGCCUGGGCAGCUAUUGCAAAAGGUGCAGCCCUCUCCAGAUUGCCAGGUGAGGCAAUUGUGACGAGUACCUCCGCAACACGCCACUACGGAGUGCGAUCGUGGCAUGUGCAUGAUCCUGUUCUCGAUGCUGGUCAGCCAACUAUGAUAUGGCGUGACGGUACUACAAGGUCACAAUGUAUGACAUGGUACAUCAACAUUGGUGAUAAUCUUGUCCGGGACCAAACAAUCAAGUUUUCAUUUUGCUCAGACUUGAACAGUAUAGACGACCCCUCAUGGCUCAUUUUACACAACACUCUUUUCGAAUGCGGGGAGAGCACCUCGGCAUCCUUUAACUAG
Fusarium subglutinans is the source of this 1560-nucleotide messenger RNA. Its product is annotated as Hsp70 chaperone protein. Bases 1 to 1560 code for a protein of 519 amino acids. Lineage: Eukaryota; Fungi; Ascomycota; Sordariomycetes; Hypocreales; Nectriaceae. Gene Ontology annotation, molecular function: ATP binding; ATP-dependent protein folding chaperone. The record is from RefSeq and is a predicted model, not a curated record. The transcript has 9 exons.